Molecule: messenger RNA, 3018 nt
Organism: Menidia menidia (Atlantic silverside)
Lineage: Eukaryota; Metazoa; Chordata; Actinopteri; Atheriniformes; Atherinopsidae
Source: the annotation of a GenBank genome assembly
UGGUUCAAUACCGGGAGACCUCUAAGUCUUGAAUAGUCCGGCCAACUGUGCAAACCCCUACAUGAGGGCUCAGUUAAAUGCUGCAUUCAAUGACAGUAGGAACGGUGCAGCCCACUCUGCUUAAGCUCUCUGAAUGAGAACUGGUUAUAGCUGUCUCUAAAAAAGAAUUAACAAUAAAAAUGUAAAACCCCCAAACUACAAAUCAUGCAGCAUAUUGUAUCCUGUAAAUUAUGUUUUGAUACAAGAGGAGACCAUGAAAGAAUUGUGUUGGACAAAUAUACAACUGUGACUCCAAACUCCUUUUUUCACAGGAUGCAUUCACUAUUUUAUUCAUAUUUCAUAAUUACCUGCAUAUUCCUCCUUAAGGGACAGGAACCUUUCUUUUAAGUAAGUAUAUUACUCAGCCAAGUGUGAAUUUAAAAUAAUCUAGACAAUCAAUGAUUCACAACUUUUUAUUCUCCCAGCAAAAUGCCUUCAGUAAGGUGGAUUGUUACAAUAAAAUUGAUUACAACUUCAGUUUUAUCCCAAAAAGUUUAACCACCAGGAGUCAUUUCUAUCCAGCCCCAUCUAGUGAAUUCUGGUUAAUUCUUGCAAUGAGAUUCGUGCUGAGAUCAUAUUGUUAUAAUCUGCUGUGACUAACACAAGCUCUAAAAUACAACUAGAUUUCAACUCAGAUGUGUUUGUUUGGAAUUUGUUUUCUUAAGCUGCACAUCUGUUUGUUUUGUUUUGACCUGACAUCUUAACAUUAACAUUAACUUAUCAGAUUAUCAGAUUUUACAUCAUGGGUCACUUUAUUCUUCUAUAAACACAUUUAAUUGGUCUUUGGUGGGGUUGAAUAACCAUCAAGAAAUGGUGUGUUGAUGUAUUACAAGUGCUGUCCCAUCUGAACUGACCAGAGAACUUAUUUUGUUUUUAAGUCACGAGGUCAGUUUGAGGAAUGAAGUAAGAUUUAUCUGUAUUGUAAAUUCAUCUUAUCUUGAUGACACUCUCAGAAUAGAUGGGGUUAGGGCAGAACUCCCAAGGUGCUUUCGGACUUUAAGGUGUAAUGAUGGAGUUAUUCAAAAUAUAUUAAUUAAAACAGCUCGAAUCUCAGCACUUCAAAGUCGCAUUACAAGAAAAACCCCAAGCCCAUGUAGGACUCUUACUUAUUACAUGAUAUGUUCUGAUUCAGUGUCUCAGUUUUAAGUAAAGCUUCAGGCCAUUAAAUGUUUGGAAAGAAAAACUGGCUUUUAUCAAUUCUUUGGUAGACAAUCGACCUAUUUUAUAUUUUAUCAUCAUUUGGUGGAAACAUGGAAAAGCCAAAAGCAGAAUUAAGACAAUUUUAAAGUAAAAGGCAUAUGUAUUCAUAUUUAAAUUUAAUAUAAGACACUAUUAUUUUUAGAUAAAAACCAACUCAGGGUUUUUGAAAAAUGCAAUAGUACAUUUCAGAAGGGAAAACAAUUUAAAAAGUGCCCUCUGUGUAUAAAAUAUCAUUCUCAAGGAGCCACAUUUAAGCACAUUACAAUGCAGGUCACAGAUAUGUAAAACUGACCACUAUUUAACUUAAAUACAUAGACAAUUUCAUAUGUUGAUGUUUGUUUUUCCCUUCAAAAUAUUCAUUCUAUUUUUGGGAUUACCAAAUGAGGCUUGUGUAUUUUUGUGUCAUCUUUCCUGAAGUCUGACCAAUAUCGCCCCCUUCCGUCAACAUUGUGACAGUACGCUUUCUGGCGCUGUUAGCAUUAGCCUGCUCCCGCUAGCCUGUUUCGUCCAUUUUGUUUAGCUUAGCUCGGCUAACAUUAGCUUGGUCACCGUGGAGCAGAGAUGGACGACGGUGACGAGCCGGGUUUAGUCCUGUCGCACAACACUUCUUCGGGCUCUAAGUCGGGCGGUGACAAGAUGUUUUCCCUGAAGAAGUGGAAUGCAGUGGCCAUGUGGAGCUGGGACGUAGAAUGUGAUACAUGUGCCAUUUGUCGGGUGCAAGUAAUGGACGCAUGCCUAAGGUGCCAGGCGGAAAACAAACAAGAGGACUGUGUUGUUGUAUGGGGAGAGUGCAACCACUCCUUUCACAACUGCUGCAUGUCCCUGUGGGUCAAGCAAAACAACCGAUGUCCCCUCUGCCAACAAGACUGGGUGGUUCAGAGAAUCGGCAAAUAGGCACCACGUCCUGGUGGACUGUGCAUGCCUGAGAUACGAGUGGGGACAGACCUGACAGCGAUCCCAGCUCCGUCCUUCGCAGUCCUCCAGCUAAUGAUUGCAUGCCUCCAAUGGCCCAGGUAUCAAAGGAGAACCAUGGACAAAGUUUAAGCUGCACGGAUGGGUCGCUUAACGGAACCAGAGUCACGACAGGGCUGGUGAAUAAUGUUACGGUGUUCGGUCACUUGUUUGCUUUACAUUAGUGUCUGUUGUGGAGUUUUGGCGCAUCUUUAAUAUGUGACUUUCUUUUUAAGAAUAAAAAGAUGUUGAAUAGUUGUAACUGAAGUGUGCUUUGUAUGUAAUUCCUAUAAACAAGUGAAACUGUGGGUUGUGGUACCUGCUUUUUCUAUACUGAAUGUGUUAAGCUUCAACAAUGAGAGGGUCAUGAUGUCCAGAGAACCCUCAGUUUAAAAAAGCAGUGGUCCUAGGCAACAAGUGCAGACCUGGAACUGAUCUUUUUACACUCAUGGUAUGAUUUUUAGUCUGAUUUCCAUCCUUUAUAUCAGAUGUGGUCUGAAACCUGUUGCCUAUUUUCACAAACUCAUGAAGGUUAUCAGUUUGUGGGUUUGUAUGUGUGAGGAACGUGCAGUGUUUUACAGCUAAACGUUUCUGUGAAAACAUCAAAUCUUCCGGACACAUAAACAUGUUACACCUUAUCAGGGAAUUAAAGUAGUGGUGGAGAAUUACCGGAUUAAUUUACUCAGGCAUGACUCUAAUGACUCAAAGCCUUGAUGCAGUCUUGGGAGCCGUGUCAGCAUUUUAAAACAAAGUCUACACAAAUUAAGUUGAUUUAUCAAGUUUGUGUUGUAACUAAAAUCAUAUUAACAAAAAUCUGUAAUGAUCUCA